AUGGGUCACGGCGUCAGCCACCAUCAAGCGUCGGGCGAACGCUGGAAAAAUAACGCCGAAAUCAAGCAACCGAUGCCCGAUGAGCCCACGGUGGAGAAACGCUUCAACGAAGUUCUGAACUUGAUGGACCUACCCCCGGAUAAAGCGAAAGUUUUGAAGAACUACGAUUCGCAGAAGAAAUGGGAGAUCGUAUGCGACCAGGAAAAAAUGACAGCGAAACAGGCUCCGUCCUUUUAUCUUUCGAAGCUCACCACAUACUUAGAUCCAAAAGCGCCUAGAUCAACCAAGGUAACAACGUGUCUGGAAUCUUCACCGGCCGCACCUUUCGCUGAAGCUUUCUACUCUUUCUUUCAUGCUCAGUGUCGCGUCGUAUACCUGACAAUCGGCGACGAGUGUUUCGUGCCAAUGAUGCAGUACGCUCCGGAAACUCUGCGUCGACGAACUCUCGGCAACUCAAAGUCAACUCAGAUUCUGCGAGACCUAGAGAUCUCAUUGCGGACCAACAAUAUCGAAUGGGUCAGGGAGUUCCUGAAUGAGGAUAAUAAGGGUCUCGAAGUUCUCAUAGAUUACCUAAGUUUCCAGCUGGAGAUUCUCAAGUUCGACCUGGGGAGAGGUGACACGUUGACGGGCGAUGACGGACCUCAAUCCCUCGGAUACUCAUCGGUGAUAACAACUCAGAGUGCGCCUUCUCUCCAGAGAACGAAGUCUCUCGGACCGUACGACAGUCCGACCUCAGGCACUCCGAAGUUGAAGCGAAGACCUACGCACAAGCAACUCAGCCGGCUGAACAUGGGAGAGGCUGAAGACGAUAUUCACGUUUGCAUCAUGUGUUUGAGAGCCAUUAUGAACAACAAGUAUGGAUUCAACAUGGUCAUCGAGCAUACGCAAGCCAUAAACUGCAUCGCUUUAUCUCUGAAUCAUAAGAGUCUCCGCACGAAAGCGCUAGUCCUCGAGCUCUUGGCUGCCAUUUGCCUCGUGAAAGGCGGUCAUCCCAUAAUCCUCUCGGCUUUCGACAACUUCAAAGUUGUGUGUGGCGAACAAUUCCGCUUCCAGACGCUCAUGGAGUACUUCAGAGAUUACACCGAAUUCAACAUCGAUUUCAUGGUCGCCUGUAUGCAAUUCAUAAAUAUCGUCGUGCACUCCGUCGAAGAUAUGAACUUCCGAGUUUACCUACAAUAUGAAUUCACUCAGUUGGGCUUGGAGAAUUAUUUGGACAAAAUCGGACAAACGGAAUCGGAAGAGCUGCAGGUGCAAAUCAGCGCGUAUUGGGACAACUUCUUCGAUGUUCACUCAUUGAUGGAGGACAGUGAGACGAAAGCGAUCGCUCUUGACCGCGUUGCGGAACUCGAGCAUCUGAUAAGCAGAUCUCAUGAGAUCGAAAACGAGCUCAUGGCGAAACUUGUCGAUCUGGAGACGGAAAAUGUCAACGUGCGUCGAGAAAACGAAGACUUGCUGACGCUGCGGGAGAAAUCCACAGAGGAGAUAAAUACUUUGCGGAAAAAAAUCCAUGACAAAGAUAAAGAAUACACCAAAAGACAAUCCGUGCUCGAGAGCAAAUUACAGCAGUUGGAGAACGGCAGCAUAAGCGGAGGUUCGUCGACCUCGUCGCCGGUUCCUCCCCCUGGAGCGACGACGACACUGCCAGCACCUGCCCCCCCUCCUCCUCCCCCUCCACCGCCGCCGAUGUCGGCUCCGGCUCCCCCACCACCCCCAAUGCCAACAAUGGCUCCAGGGGGUAUGUUCGUUCCCCCACCCCCGCCGCCGAUGGCUGGGAACGCUUUGGCGCCGCACGGAGCCGUCACGAUAAGGCGAACAAUAAAGACCAAGCAUAAGCUACCGACAUUGAACUGGGUCGCAUUGAGGCCGACCGAGGUCAAUGGGACCGUCUUUAAGAACUUGGACGACGACAAGCUGUAUACAAAACUCGCCAAACGUCUAGAUCGCUUCGAGGAGCUUUUCAAACUCGGACCUAUCAACGGUUCCGGUGGGAGCGACAGAGUUGAUCGGGGCGAGGACACUUCCUCGAGGAAGCUCAAGCCUGAAAAAGUCACAAAACUCGGCCAUAAGAGAUUACAGAACAUGGCGAUCUGUAGGAGAAAGUUCGACUUACCCUCGGACGCCGUAGUCAAGCUGAUCAAUAAUCUUGAUCCGAAGGCUCUUUCGGUCGAUCAAAUCGAAACCCUGCUGAGAAUGAUGCCUACGGAGACUGAAGCGAAGGACCUGAAGCAGUACGAGCGGGAGCACAAAACGAUCGACGAGCUCGAAGACGAGGACAAGUUCUUGUUACAGUUAACGAAGGUCGAAAGAUUGGAGCAGAAACUCAGCAUCAUGUUGUAUAUGACGACCUUCCAAGAAACGCUCAAUACAAUGACGCCGCAAAUCCACGCGAUAACUCUGGCCGCACGUACGGUCAAGAGCUCGAAGAGGAUGUCGCAACUCCUCGAAUUGAUUCUGCUUCUGGGCAACAUGAUGAACGGUGCCAAACGAGGACACGCGUACGGCUUCAAGCUGCAGUCGCUCGACAUCUUGCCGGAAACGAAGACCGCCGACAAAAAAAUGUCCCUGCUGCACUACAUCAUGGAAUUCAAAGACGAGUUCCCCGAGAUCGUCGGAGUCGAGCAAGAGCUCCGGGUGGUUGAGAAAGCUGCACAAGUUCCCUUGGAGAACCUCAUUGUCGACCAGGUCGAGCUAGAGAAAGGCAUGGAGCGCUGUCGUAAAGAGUUCGCCCUGCGGAAGGACAACUUGGUCCUUAGAGACUUCCUCGCUCAAAACGAGGAGAAGCUCCAGAAAUUGCUCAGUGACGUCAGUAUUGCCAAAGAAGCGUACGCAGCAUGCGUCGAAUAUUUUGGGGAGAGCGCCCGGACCGUUCCUUCGAACACGUUCUUUGCGACUUUGCUCCGGUUCCUGAAAAACGCCAAACAGGCCGAGCUUGACAACGAGCGCCGUCGGGUCCUCGAAGAGACUCAGCGAGCGAAGUCUCUGCAGAACAACAACAACAAUAAUGUCCAGGACUCAAAACGAAACCAAGAAGCCGUAAUCAACGAGCUGAAGAGUCGAACGAAACAAGUCAAGGAGAAGAAGAAGUUGCCGCAGGACGAGGUGUAUCACGGAGCCUUAGAGGACAUCCUGAACAACCUCAAGAGCGAACCUUACGUCCGGGCUGACGCUUUACGUAGAAGUCAGCGUCGGAAGUACGACACGUCAAGCAUCGUACCGAACCACGAUGGUACGAUGAACAUUUGAUGAGGGAAUGUUCGGCUGAGUCCAGUAGGUUCUGGUCAAGAGGUAUUACUACGUUAUUGAAGUUCCUGAACGCUCUCGACGUUUGAUGACAAUAAGUUUCUGCGCUUGAUUCUCCAUUCUCAUUCCUGAUGAGGAAUCCUUAGAAAGGCGGCGAGAGCGACUUUACGGUGUGCCUCCCGUAGAAAUCCGGAAGGAACCCCGAAACUGUACCGACCUCGGUGCCUUGAAUUCCGUAGACCGCCUCGGGAGCGGAGGCGCUCGGAUUUCGGAGAUAGAACAGAACAGAGCUCGGAUUAAUUAUACAAUGGGGAAUUUUGAAUGAAGGGUUCCGACCCUGGGAGGGAGAUUUUUGAAAUGACAGGACUCUUAUUUAUAGGUUUUCAACCUCUUUUUCCGAGAGGUGAAAUCUGCUCAAUGGUUUUCGGACCUCAAUCAUGAAACGAAUAAAUUCGGCUUCAGCUUUCGCUCUGAGUUGUAUAUCUCUUGCAUCAUAGCAUUUCAGAAUCGAGAAUUACGUUUUGAAUUUUCCCGUCCUUUUACCCCCUUUGCGGCGGAACACGCGGUUGGAAUAUAUAUCAUACAUACCCAUAUAUAAAUU
This is a messenger RNA of Galendromus occidentalis (western predatory mite), 3841 nucleotides long. It is a transcript of the gene Frl, whose product is annotated as formin-like protein. The transcript is spliced from 15 exons. The record is from RefSeq and is a predicted model, not a curated record. The coding region runs from base 1 to 3243 and encodes 1080 amino acids. Gene Ontology annotation, cellular component: cytosol. Lineage: Eukaryota; Metazoa; Arthropoda; Arachnida; Mesostigmata; Phytoseiidae. Gene Ontology annotation, molecular function: actin filament binding; small GTPase binding. Gene Ontology annotation, biological process: cell migration; regulation of cell shape; cortical actin cytoskeleton organization.